Molecule: messenger RNA, 1572 nt
Organism: Vespa mandarinia (Asian giant hornet)
Lineage: Eukaryota; Metazoa; Arthropoda; Insecta; Hymenoptera; Vespidae
Source: RefSeq, a predicted model, not a curated record
UUUUCACGAUAUAAUAUUAUUUCGCAAUUCUCAGGAACGAUAGGGCAGGGCGAUUAAGGUCCGCCAUUAAAGUCAGAAAAGUUUUGACCUUGCGUUUUGUUCGCUGUAAUCCAGUAUAAAAAAUCUCGUAGAUCGAUCUCUUAGAAAGGUAACACGAGCCACCGAUCGUUGAGGAAGAAAAGAGCACUUUCGGAAAAUGAUUUUUGCGUCUGGUUCUCACGAUAGGCCGGAAUGGCUCAGGUCGUCAGAUCGUACGAUCUAAAGAGACGUUAUCCUACGUCACACAGUUAUUCGCUACGAAAAAGGAUGACCAUAAGUGGACCGAUGCGGGCGCUCUCGGAGAAGGCAGAUAUACUCAUCUGUGCUCGCAGCGGUAACUCGCCGUAAGAUCGUCGUUUGCUUCUAACUAGAUAGACACGCAAUAUCGAUUUGCGUUCCACCGAUCAAAAUCAUCGACAAGAAUCAGGUAGAUACGAUGAUGACAUCGCUAGUCUUCUUGGUUCCCAUAUUGAUUGGUGUAACGGCGGGUUCACUUCAACAAUUACCUGGAAAUCAAUUGUCUAAGCAAAACGAAGGAGCAGUUCUUUCUUCGGCAACAUUGACGGCCAAUAAUGACGAUAACGACGAUGAUAACGACGGAAAUAAAGCAAAGAAAUAUUUCAGAAAGGGUAUAAUGAAGGACAGUGAUAGCUCAAUUUCGUCAUUUUUAAAUCAAUAUCAUAGAAACGAAGAAAAAACAGAAGAAAAUAAGGAAGAGAUUGCGGAUAAGCUUUCGAAAAAAGAUAGAAAGCAGAAGGCUAUCUUUUUGAAUUAUCCAUUAAUAUCACGAAUACAACAGACCUAUUCGAACUCGCCUGGUUACGAUAUCGGUUAUAACGAUAUUUACGAUCCUAAUGUCGAAGGAAGGACACCCAAUAAUAUAGGUGGAAACUAUCAAGAGAGCAAUAUCUUUUACAUCAGAUUACCACCGACUCCCUACAUGUUCGUACCAGGUUUAGGAUAUAUCUCUCAACCACCAACCUACUCUACUGCUAACCUAAGACCGCAUAUCUCUCAGUCGAGACCACCCAAACCUCAACUUCCAACUUAUCAGAGACCGAAUCCUUUUAUCAAGUUGCCGAUAGACUUCGUGAGUAACGGUAAACCAACUUCCGUCUACCAAUGGCAAAAGAAGAAACCUGUGACCAAUGUCAAACUAUCAACCGACAGUCCGAUCACCAAUCUCGACGAUCUCAAACCCGGUUUUGUGAAUAACGGCAAGCCAACGACGAUCUAUCAAUGGCACACGAAUUUAAAACCUGGCAAAAGGCCCAACGACUACGUGAAUAGUCUCGAUAAGGGACCUUACCUAUUCAAUGGAAAACCAACCAGUUUGUAUCUUCUUAAGUCAGAUGGUACCAGUACCGAUCAUCGGCCUAUUCGAUACUCCGAUUUCGAGAACGAUAAUUCGUAUUAAAUAAAAUAAUGCAAAUACGAUUUUCAAUCGCCAAACCUACCGGAGAAAUGAAAAAAAUGGAUGUUCGCUAAUAUUAUUAAUAUUAUUAAUAUUAUUACUAUUAUUAUGAUCAUUAU